Molecule: messenger RNA, 2334 nt
Organism: Entamoeba dispar SAW760
Lineage: Eukaryota; Evosea; Mastigamoebida; Endamoebidae
Exons: 1
Coding region: 1-2334 (777 amino acids)
Source: RefSeq, a predicted model, not a curated record
AUGGAAGAAGAACGAGAGCAAGUCAUUCAUAUUUUAAUAGAAGCUUCACUUGAUGGAACAAAACAACAACAAGCAUUAGAAUUAAUGGAAAAAUGUAUUAUAUGGCCUGAUUAUUGUGAUUUAUUAUUAACUGCAUUAGAACGAAGUCAUAAUAAACCAGAAGAAGAAAUGAUAUGUGUACUACUUAAACAAGCAAUUAAUAAAAAUAAAAGACUUAGAGAAAGAGAAGCAACAGAAAUUAUUUUAAACAAAUUAGAAGAAAUACCCAAAACAGGAAUUCUUGUAUUAACACACAUUUUUUUAAUUACUAAUGAUGAAAUAAGAACAUUAAUAUUUAAUUGGAUUAUUAAUAACCAUCAGUUAAAUAGUAGUAUUCAAUUAGUAUCAAUGAUUGUUAAUGAUUGUUAUGCAAGUAUUGGAGAAAGAUUUCAUAAAGAAAUAACAAUUAUUAUUAAAUUAAUUAUUCCUAAAAUAUUAGAAGAUAAUCCAACAAAUACUAUGGCUAUUGUUAGUACUUUAAAAGAAAUUUCAUAUUCACCACCACAAGAAUUUCCAAAUUUAUAUAUUGAUCUUUUAAAACUUUUAUUACCUCGUGUUCAAACAACAAAUUAUGAAUUAAAAUUAGCAAUAGGAAAAUUUAUUAGUGAGUCUCCUUUUGUUUUAUCUCAAUCUCCAAGUGAUCUUCUUGAACCAAUGUUACAAGCAUGUAAUUGUUUAAUUAGUGAUGAAAAUGAAGAAAUAUUUAUCAGUGGUUGUGAUCUUUUAGAAGCUUUAAUUUCACGUUAUCCAGAAAAAAUUGAUCCAUUUUCAUUUAAAAUUCUUUUACCAAGAAUUGUAUUAAAUCAAAAAGAAGAAGCAGAACUUCUUGAAGGAAAUAAUGAUGAAGAAUUUGAAAUAUCUUCAAGAACUUCUGUUAAAAAUUUAUUAGAAGUUGCAAUGAAUUAUUAUCCUCAAUUAAUUUUUAUUAUUUCACCUAUUGUAAUUGAAAAUAUUCAAUCAUCUAAUUGGCGUAUUGCUGAAGGAUCAUUACAUAUUCUUACUUGUUUACACCAAAAUAUGAAUGAAAUUAUUUUUCAACAAUUUUUUAAAAAUAUUGCAACUAUUUUAUUAAAUCAAUUAAAUACUCCUUUUCCUUCUAAUUCUUCAAUAAUUCUUUUACAUAAAAAAAUUAUUGAAAUAUUAGGAAUGUAUCUUCAAUAUUUUAAUCAAAAUGAACAAAAAACUUGUAUUACUAUUCUUUUUACUUCUUUAUCUUCUUCAAACAAUUUACUUCUUUAUAGUUCUUUAAAUGCUUUUCUUGAUUGUGUUACUAAUUCUCCUCAACUAUUAAUUCCAUUUGCACGUGAUAUUUAUCUUGCUUUAGUACAAAAAUUAAUUCAGUAUAAUACUCAAUCUUCAAAUAUGGCACUUGAUCUUCUUCAAGACAUUGUAAAUAUUACUCCUUUUAUGACUCCUGAUUUAUUACAUCUAUUAGUUUUACAAACUGUACAAUUAACUCCUAGAUAUCUUAACGAUGAUCCACUUAUUGAACAACUCUAUGUAACAACUUCAUACAUUGUACAAAAAACUAGAGAUAUGAAUGUUGAAGAUAUUCUUCCAUUACUUCAAUCUGUACGUGAAGUAUUACAAUUUAAUUGGAAAAGAGGAGUAGAUGAUGGAGCAGUAGCAAGUUGUAUUCAAACACUAGAUGUUAUUGGACAAAUAACAGGGUGUGGAGUAUUAGUUCAUUGUGGUAUUUCAGAAGUAAUUUGUUGGGGAGUAAGUAGAAAAGAAAGAAGAAUUCAAGUUGCUUCUUUAAUGCUUGCAGGAAGAAUAUUUGAUAAUGAUAUUCACUCUAUUGAUUCCCAACAUUUAUCAGUAUUAGCAGAAAAGAUGAUUGGUAUUUUAGAAAAUGGGUUACAUGAAGGAGUAGUUUAUGCAAUGUGGGAUCUUUAUUUAUUAAUAUCAAAUUUACAAAAUAAUGUUUCUUGUCUUUUUAAAAGAGUAAUAGAUGCCACUAUUUCUGUGUACAAUAAAAAUGUUUUGAUGAAGCCUGUUGUUUUAAAAAAGAAUAUUGUCGUUAUCUUAACAACAAUUGGAGGACUAAAUCCUUCAUUAAUAAUUCCUUAUUUACCAAUUAUUACAAGUGAAGAUUUAUUACCUCAUGUUAUUUCUAUUCCAAAUGAAUCAAUUCGUUUUAAUGUUUUAAGGCUUAUUGGUCUUUUAAUAUCUACUGCACCACAACAAUGUGAAAGAAAUAUUUCUUGUAUCUCUCAAGUUUUUAGUAAUGCGCUAAAGAUGUUUCCACAUUUAAAUGAUGUCUGGAUUAAAAUUCAACAGUCUUUCAUUCAUUGA